Molecule: messenger RNA, 2726 nt
Organism: Eutrema salsugineum
Lineage: Eukaryota; Viridiplantae; Streptophyta; Magnoliopsida; Brassicales; Brassicaceae
Product: CSC1-like protein ERD4
Exons: 6
Coding region: 323-2494 (723 amino acids)
Cellular component (GO): plasma membrane
Molecular function (GO): calcium-activated cation channel activity
Source: RefSeq, a predicted model, not a curated record
AUACAAACCCAAUUCAAAAGAACAAACAACAAACAAAACAAAAAAAAAACUCAAUACUCUUUGUCUUUCUUCCUUUUUUUUCUUUUCUUUUCCUUUCCUUUCCUGUGAAUACAACAAAAAAGGAGAAACCUUUCCUCUCUCCUGCAAUUACCAGCACAAGGAGGGAAGAACAACGAGAUACUCUCUCUCUCCAAUUUACAGCCUCGACGACAAACGGUUACUUUCCUUUUGCCCCCUUGACCAUAAACUUUGGAAAAUUGAAGAGAAACAGAUCAGAUUAGACACAUAGAGAGAUAGAGCAGGCUCCUCUGACAAAACUCGGAUGGAUUUUGGAGCUUUUCUUCUGUCCUUAGGGACAUCCGCACUAAUCUUCGUCGUCCUCAUGCUUCUCUUCGCUUGGCUUUCCCGGAGACCCGGUAACGUUCCGAUUUAUUACUCGAAUCGGAUCCUUAAAGGGAUGGAACCAUGGGAAGGCACCUCCUUGACCCGGAACCCAUUUGCUUGGAUCCGUGAAGCUUUUACUUCCUCCGAACAAGAUGUCGUUAAUAUAUCCGGCGUCGACACUGCCGUCUACUUCGUCUUCUUGAGCACUGUUCUGGGGAUAUUUGCAUUGUCCAGUGUUCUUAUCUUACCGACUCUACUCCCAUUAGCCGCUACAGACGACAGUCUAAAGAGCAAAUCAAGAAACGCCACAGAAACCGUAAGCAAAGUAACUUUUAGCCAACUUGAUAAUCUAUCAAUGGCUAACAUCACAAAAAGGAGUCCGAGGCUGUGGGCGUUCCUAGGAGCGGUUUACUGGGUAUCUCUGGUCACGUAUUUCAUGUUGUGGAAAGCUUACAAGCAUGUCUCCAGAUUGAGAGCUCAAGCUCUGAUGUCUGCUGAUGUAAUCCCCGAGCAAUUCGCUAUUCUUGUUAGGGAUAUACCUUCCCCACCUAACGGGCAGACGCAGAAAGAGUUCAUCGAUUCUUAUUUCAGACGAAUAUACCCCGAGACAUUCUACAGAUCGCUUGUCGUUACAGAAAACAGCAAGGUUAAUAAGAUAUGGGGAAACUUGGAAGGUUACAAGAAGAAGCUUGCGCGUGCAGAAGCCGUAUUUGAAGAGACUAAGAACCGACCAACGAACAAAACCGGCUUUUGUGGUCUAGUCGGAAAACAAGUAGACAGCAUUGAGUAUUACACCGAGCUAAUCAACGAAUCUGUAGGCAAACUAGAAGCAGAGCAGAAAUCGGUUCUUGCUGAGAAGCAGCAAACCGCAGCGAUUGUUUUCUUCAACGACCGAGUUGUUGCCGCUUUAGCCGCUCAGUCUCUACACAGCCAGAUGGUCGAUAAGUGGACAGUGACUGAAGCUCCUGAGCCUCGCCAGCUCAUCUGGAAGAAUCUCAAGAUCAAGCUUUUCAGUAGAAUAGUCAGGCAAUACUUCAUCUACUUCUUCGUUGCGCUAACCAUUCUGUUCUACAUGAUCCCGAUCACGUUCAUCUCUGCAAUCACUACCCUUGCGAAUCUCCAGAAGGCUGUUCCUUUCAUAAAGCCGAUUGUGAAGAUAACCUUCAUAAGAACCAUCCUUGAGUCUUACCUUCCUCAGAUCGCGCUUCUCGUUUUCUUGGCGAUAUUGCCUAAGUUUCUCUUGUUCCUCUCCAAAGCCGAGGGGAUUCCUUCGGUGAGCCACGCCAUCAGAGCUGCCUCGGGCAAGUACUUUUACUUCUCGGUCUUGAAUGUCUUCCUCGGUGUAACCUUAGCUGGGAGUUUGUUCGACAAUUUGAAGGCUCUCGAGAAGAAACCAAACUCCAUCGUAACCGUUCUUGCUACUAGUCUCCCCAAGAACGCGACUUUCUUCUUGACCUAUGUUGCGCUCAAGUUCUUUGUUGGUUAUGGCCUCGAGCUGUCUCGGAUCAUACCUUUGAUAAUAUUCCAUCUGAAAAAGAAGUAUCUCUGCAAAACCGAAGCAGAGGUCAAGGAAGCUUGGUACCCAGGAGACUUAAGCUAUGGAACUAGGGUUCCCGGAGACAUGCUCAUCCUCACAAUCACCUUCUGCUAUUCCGUAAUCGCUCCUGUAAUCCUUGUAUUCGCCGUCAUCUACUUCGGUUUAGGGUGGCUCAUCCUCAGGAAUCAGGCGUUGAAAGUGUACGUUCCAUCAUACGAGAGCUACGGAAGGAUGUGGCCGCAUAUUCACACUCGCAUACUAGCGGCAUUGUUUCUGUUCCAAGUGCUUAUGUUUGGUUUCUUGGGAGUCAAGGAAUUCAUUUGGGCGAUCCUCGUGGUUCCUCUCAUCGCCAUCUCUCUCGUUUUCGGAUACGUGUGUCGCCAGAAAUUCUACAAAGGGUUCCAACACACAGCUGUCGAGGUGGCUUGCCGUGAGCUGAAGCAGAGUCCUGACCUGGAGGAGAUUUUCAGAUCGUAUAUUCCGCAUAGCUUGAGCUCUCACAAACCGGAAGAUCACCAGUUUAAAGGCGCCAUGUCUCGUUAUCAAGACUAUGCUGCAAUUUCAGCCGCUUAAGAUUUGAAUUCCAGUCAAUUUCCAAUUAUCUCAUAGGUUUGUUUUGUUGGUUUUUUUAGAAGCUUUUUUUAUUGAGUUGUGUGUGAUUUUAGGGUUUGUUUAGGAUCUUCAUUGUAUGUGUUCUUUGGUUGUUGUAACUUCGUAAGCUACUUUUAAAACAUCAGCUUGAUCUGUCUUCAUCAUUGUUCUAAUCAAAAUCCAUGAAGACAACAAAAAAAGAUGUUUCCCAGGA